UGUUCGCUUUUCUCGCGAUACUACUAGCGUGACGUAUAAUCUAGUUGACGGGGACGGGACACUUCAACAACAGUUAGCCACCUCGCCGAAAUAUUCAAGGUCUUUAUAAUGUUUCGGUGUAUAUUAGCCAUUAUGUUAUAAACACACGUCUACCAGUUACCCGAUUUAAAUUCAUAUUUACGUUGUUCGCUAGCUGGUUGGUUAAAUUUGCCUAUCACUAGUCUAAUCGCUAAUGCUAACUAGCUAGCUAACUUCCUCGACCAUGAGCGCACUAAGAUACUGCCCCCAUACUAAAGAGGAGGUCGGAUGGACGGAGAAAGAAACUCUGUUGAAAGAGGAGAAGGAAGAGGAUGCUGUCGCAGUUAAAAUAGAAGUAGAGGACGAGGCUGUUACUGUGAAAGAAGAAGAAACUGUUAAAAUAGAAGUAGAGGAUGAGGCUGUUACAGUGAAAGAAGAAGAGACUGUUAAAAUAGAAGUAGAGGAUGAGGCUGUUACUGUGAAAGAAGAAGAGAUGGACGUUAGAGUGAACGAAGACAAAGGAGAGUUCGGAGUGAAAGAGGAGGGGGAUGUUGCCAAAGAUAUUUAUAUCUGUGAUGUAAAAAAAGAGGAGGAGGAUGCCGUUUUUGGAGUGGAGGGAGAGAUAACUGUCACAGUGAAAGAAGAAGAAGAGGAGACAGGAGAUCUGAUUAACACCAGAGAAAGACCACACUCUCACAACAGGAAGAGUCCCUCAGGGGAACCAGACCCAGAGACGCCAAAUCCAGCCAGACGACACCACUGCUCCCAGUGUGGAAAGCAUUUUACCAAGUUACAGAACCUAAAACAGCAUGAGAGGACACACAAAGGAGAAAAGCCUUUUCAAUGCUUUCAGUGUGAAAAAAUAUUUUCAUGUUCACAGGAUUUAAAAAAGCAUGAGAGGACACACACAGGAGAAAUGCCCUUCCAAUGCUCCCAGUGUGGAAAGGGUUUUAACCGGUUAGGGAACCUGAAAGAACAUACAAUAAUACACACAGGAAAGAAGCCUCACCACUGCUCCCAGUGUGGAAAGAGUUUUAACCGGUUAGGGAAUCUGAAAAAGCAUGAGAGAAUACACUCUGGAGUGAAGCCUUACCAGUGUUCCUAUUGUGGAAAGAAUUUUACUCAGUUAGAGAACCUGAAGGAACAUGAAAGGACACACACAGGGGAGAAACCACACCAUUGCUCUCAGUGUGGAAAGGCUUUUACCACGUCACGAAACCUUAAAGAGCAUAAGACGAAACACACCGGAGAAAAGCCUUUCCACUGCUCCCUGUGUGGAAAGAAUUUUACCCAUUUAGGGAACCUGAAGAAACAUGAGAGAAUACAUUCUGGAGAUAAGCCGUACCCCUGUUCCCACUGUGGAAGGAGUUUUAGGUGGUUAGGAACCUUAAAGCAACAUGAGAGAAUACACACAGGAGAGAAGCCUUUCCAAUGUUCCCAGUGUGGAAAGGGUUUUACCCAGUUAGGUAACCUAAAAGCUCAUGAGAGGACACACUCAGGAGAAAAGCCUUUCCAAUGUUCCCAGUGUGGAAAGAGUUUUACUGUGUUUGUGAGCCUAAAAGAGCAUAAGAGAAUACACACAGGAGAGAAGCCCUACCAAUGCUCCCACUGUGGCAAGAGUUUUAGGGGGUUAGGGAACCAGAAAAAACAUGAGAGGACACACACAGGACAAAAGCCUUACUAAUUUUCUCAAUGUGGAAAGAGUUAUAACCAGUUAAGCACCAGAAAUCACAUGAAAUAAAACAUUUAGGUGUGAAGCCUUUCCACUGCUCCCAUUUUAGUUCCAGGGCUAUGAUUUCCGCAUAUUUACAAUUUCGGACAUUUGGCCCAUAGACGGGCCUGUAACUUGGAGAGGGUGGAGCUUUUGGUUCCGGUUCCGAUCCCAGUUCUAUCUGGUCUCUUAACACGUAUGGAUCCAGAACUCCAUCAAGUGUUACCAACCCAGGAACUAACCCACGGAUGUUGUUACACUCGCUUUGUCUAAGGGGUGCUAAGCCUAGUUACAUGGUCUGUAACCUGAAUGAAUGAAUGUAUGCAUUUAUGUGAGAAAUCAGUUCAUGGACCUAGGUGUUGAAUUCCCAGGGAGACGGCAACCUUACCUCGGUCCAGGGCCUUGACCUCUUGACCUCUUGGUCGGCCAGUCCAAGACGACUAUUAUUUGUUUAGAUGGUGACGAAACGUAAACAUAACCAAAAUCAUCAUCCGCAAAGUCUCCGCCAACCUCACAAUCAUCAUCCCCAUGACAACCAAGGACAAUGAUAGCAGUUCCAGAUCAGACUAGCCUACGUCCUCCUCUUCCCGGUGUUCAAAGGGCCGUACGGUUAAAGAAGUGUUUGUACCAGUUGGUCAUGACAGUGGGAAGUCCAUCCUGUCUGACUGUGCCCACCCUUUUUUACACCAGGGGUUCUUAAACCCUUUUUCAACCUGGGACCCAAAUUUAAAAAAAAAUCUGUGUUUUCCUGGGACCCAAGUUGAUUAAAAUAUGCAACUAUGUGUAAAAUAUUGGUUGAUUUCAUUGCCCUUAUGCCUAAAACAAAUGUAAUAUAAACAAAAACAUAUAACAAUGAAAUGAAAUACCCAUAAAAAGACUAAUCAUGUUUAUUCUUUAAAAACCUCUUACAUAUCUGUCUAGGUUGGACCUGUUGCUGUACAAAUACAAUAAAUCAUUUCCAUUCUGAACUGGAAUAAACUGAUUGAUCACAUCACACAGAUGUAGAACAGAACACACACACACACACACACACACGGGCUUAGUUUUUGAUAGUGCAACCCUAAGUAACAGUAACAGAUGAAAAAUGAUCAGGCCGACCGUACAUCUUACUGUGGAAAGUAUUGUUGGAAAAAAAAAAGUCUAUGUAGGAACUGUUUCUGUUAAAAUACAAUAACUAUUCGUAUUAUUCUGAACUGGAAUAAACUGAUCAAACCACACACAGGUUGAAGUUUUCAACAAGCUUGUCUAUUCCGGACUCCGGUUAUGACAGAGCAACACGGAGGUCAUGCUCAGCAUUGAGUCACAGGAGAGGCCUUUGAACAAUUUUUUUUUUUGGGGGGGGGGACAUGUGUACGUUCAUGUGCCUUAAUAACAAACUGGUAUGCCAUCUGUAAAUACCAAUACAAUUGUUAAACUACGAGCCUAGUUGUUUUAGCCAACGGAAAAAGACAUGAACCUUCCCUCCUCUAGCCACGAUUGGCUGAGAUAAUUGAUGGGCUGGACAUGCCGAGAAAUGAGUUCGGAUUGGUCUGCCAUGUAGCUUCUGUCUAUGAGCUGCUCAGUAUCUUUCUAAUGUUUCUUAUUUUCUCUCAUGUUUUUCCACCGAGGCCGAUACGUAAAAAGCUUAAUAAAGAGCAGUGUGGGAGUUUAUUAUUAUUUUCUCCGUUGAAACAAAAGAUCAGCUCAGAUGUGCAAGUGCCUUUUGAAGUUGUGAUAGAGGCAAAAUAUGUAUUUUGGAUGUAGCGGUUGUUAGCUUGAAUGCUAUAACGCUCAUUGACUCAGGCUGGUAGCAAAGCUAGCCAAAGAGCAAGUGCU
This is a messenger RNA of Oncorhynchus mykiss (rainbow trout), 3544 nucleotides long. RefSeq lists its product as uncharacterized. Gene Ontology annotation, molecular function: DNA-binding transcription factor activity, RNA polymerase II-specific; RNA polymerase II cis-regulatory region sequence-specific DNA binding. Gene Ontology annotation, biological process: regulation of transcription by RNA polymerase II. Gene Ontology annotation, cellular component: nucleus. The record is from RefSeq and is a predicted model, not a curated record. Lineage: Eukaryota; Metazoa; Chordata; Actinopteri; Salmoniformes; Salmonidae.